AUGAUGCCCGCCACACCCACAAUCGUAGCCAGGAUGGCCAGCGCCUCUGCUAUCGUAUCCGGUGCUGUCCCGUCAGCUAGCACUGGCCUGUCUGGAUUCAAAGUGUACGAUGAGACCUUCCACAACAUUCUCGGCUCAGUCCCGAAGCUUGAGAUGAUCCUGGAGGACAACUCCUAUCCCUUCGCCCACGAGGCCAGUGUGUACAUCCCAUCCUCAGAAUCACUCUUCAUGUCCAGCAACAUCUUCACGGACCCGGCCACCGGUGAGAAAACCAUCAAGAUUACCAAGGCUAGCGUGAGCGAGCACCCCGUCACGGCGGAGAUCAUCAACUCCACUAUUCCCCUGCCCAAUGGAGGUGUCAACAACGGCGACGGUAUCCUUUGGAUCGGUCAGGGUACUAUGAACGAGGCGGGUGGUCUCUUCCAGAUGUCCGUGCAUCCGCCGUACAAGACCAAGUUUGUUGUACGUGGUUUCUAUGGCCGCCAGUUCAACUCUCUCAACGACGUGGUCGUGCACAGUAAUGGAUCCUACUGGUUCACCGACCCCGUCUACGGCUGGCGCCAGGGUGUUCGACCCAAGCCUAAGCUGCCGAACCAGGUGUACCGAUUUGACCCGAACACCUCCGAUUUGCGCGUUAUUGCGGAUGGCUUUGGCCGGCCGAACGGCAUCACUUUCUCGCCGGAUGAGAAGACUUUGUACAUCACCGACACCGCCGAGACCAACGGUGAUGGCUCGGAGGAUAAGCUAUUGCCUGCUACUAUCUACGCAUUUGACGUGAUCAAGACCGGGGACCAGCCUUUCCUGACCAACCGUCGCGUGUUUUCCAUGCCCGCAGAGGGUAUUCCCGAUGGUGUCAAGGUUGACAUGGACGGCAACGUCUAUGCUGGCUGCAAGGACGGUGUCAAUGUCUGGUCGGCUGGUGGUGUCUUGCUUGGCAAGAUCCUGGUCAAGGAUGGUACUUCAAAUUUCUCGUUUGGCAAGAAUGGUACCAUGUUCAUUCUCAACGAGAACAAGCUCUGGAGGGCGCAGUUAAAUCAGAAGGUUGAGGGUAACCUUCUAGAAAAAUAA
Penicillium cinerascens is the source of this 1068-nucleotide messenger RNA. Its product is annotated as SMP-30/gluconolactonase/LRE family protein. Lineage: Eukaryota; Fungi; Ascomycota; Eurotiomycetes; Eurotiales; Aspergillaceae. The record is from RefSeq and is a predicted model, not a curated record. The transcript has 2 exons. Bases 1 to 1068 code for a protein of 355 amino acids.